This is a messenger RNA of Penicillium malachiteum, 1062 nucleotides long. Its product is annotated as FAD-dependent oxidoreductase. The record is from RefSeq and is a predicted model, not a curated record. The transcript is spliced from 3 exons. Bases 1 to 1062 code for a protein of 353 amino acids. Gene Ontology annotation, molecular function: FAD binding; D-amino-acid oxidase activity. Lineage: Eukaryota; Fungi; Ascomycota; Eurotiomycetes; Eurotiales; Aspergillaceae.
AUGGGCGGGCAUGGUUUCAACGAGGCAAAUCUGCCCUUUCCCCAACGGCCCAUUGUCAUCUUGGGAGCCGGUGUUAUAGGAUGUGCAACAGCCCGUCAACUACUACAACUUGGCUUCUCCGUGAAAUUAGUCGCGGAGUUUUUACCAGGAGAUCAAGAUAUUAACUAUGCAUCAGCAUGGGCAGGAGCAGCAUGGCAUGCUGCUGGUGGAAUUACUCCGGAUCAGCGAUAUAUCCAAGCCAUCACACACCGAAUCCUACUCCAGAUGGCCAAGAAUCCCGAAUCGGGUGUCAGUCUUGUCGAUGCUCGAGAGUAUCUAGAACAAAAGCCAGCGGCGGAUUCUGCUAUCUGGGGCAGGACCGUGCUUUCAAAGUUUCGCGAGAUGGAUCAGGGUGAAUACCCCGAAGAGUUCCAAUCCGCUUGGGCCUAUGAAACUUUAGUUGUAGAUCCCACCCGACACAUGCCAUACCUGCGAGAUGUAAUCAUACGUCUUGGCGGACAAUUUGUUCGGCAGCGAGUUCAAUCACUUCAAGAGGUCUUCGAUAUAUUCCCCGAAUCCCGAAUCUUGAUCAAUGCGAGUGGAUUAGGCAGCAAAACUUUGACAGAUGUCAUGGAUCAUAACUGCUAUCCUGAACGAGGACAAAAUGUAUUCCUCCGAACUGAUCAAUCUCACACGAUGUACUUUCGGAAUGGCCAGGAAUAUACAUACGUCAUUCCUCGUCCUUUAUCAGGAGGUGUUGUGCUAGGAGGUGUCAAACAGCAGGGUGAUUUAUCUCCCGAUGUCGAUCUUGACAUUAUGAAAGAUGAGAUUGCACGGGCUCAUCGACUCGCUCCUGAAAUAGUUCCCGAGCACCCUUCGGAGGAAGAUAUCAGCCAUAUUAUUGGGAUUCGGUCCUCGAGACGAGGUGGAUUCCGUCUUGACGCGGAGAAGCGCGGAGAUCAGACAAUUCUGUCAGCCUAUGGAUUUGGUGGCGGUGGAUACUCUUUUUCUUAUGGAAUUGCCGAUGCGUUGGUGAAAAUGGUAGAGAAUUCUGAGCGAGAGGGAGUGAUCCCAACACUUUGA